GGCUGAGCGUAUCACAAUGUUGUCUUUACUUCUCUGGACUCCUGAUGCACCUAAACAGGCUGCUGUUGUAUGAGGGGCGACGGGAGAGCUUAACGUUGGGCAGGUUUUAGCAGCCGCUGGGCAACAACACGACUUUCAGCGACUUACCUCGGUUAGCUGAUCUAGUGUAUUUACAAGCCAGGCGGCUUAUUUAGCUGAAUGCCAGUAAGCAGAUGGCUUAUGGCUGUGAAUUGUAGGGAUAAGCUGAAAACAAGCUAGGAGCAAAACCACUGAAGAGGUGGCUUUGGGGAGAAUAAGCUAAACAUAAUGUCAGUUAAUUUAAGGUUUUAAGGCGGUCCUGGCCAGGUUGACACACUAACUAACUAGCACAGCAUGAAAUAUUAACGGUAACGUAGAAGAAUUCAGCUGGAGCUCGCUAGCUAACUAGCUAACAGCUGCAUCAUUGGGGAAAUAACAUUCGCUAACCUUCCGUGGGACAGGGGGCUUUUACUGAAGGGGUCUCAUUAUUUAGCAGUUAGGGAGCUGGAUAACGUAAAGCAGGCUGAUAUCAGUGUGUCGGGCAAAACAUUAACGUAGCCAACAACCCGAAACAUGUUAGCGCUGGUACUAACAGCGGAAGCCACUAGGUAGCCGACAGCAUAGCUAGCCUUGUUAACCUAGCUAGUGCAAACUCACACAGACGCUUUGUAACUGAAGGAGGUUAAUCUGUAGUGCAGUGUUUUAUGUGGUCAACUGCCUUGUUAAAUGGUCAAGUAAGCACCGUAGCUAGUUAAUGAAAUCCAAUAUAGGUAAUGUAACCCACGGCUAGCUACGCCAGCUGACCGACUUCAGCUAUCGUUUGCUGGUUGUCUCGCUAGCAAAGUUCGCGGCCCCUCGUUGGAUCUCACCGGCGCAUUUGGACCCGAUUUGUUACAGUAUUGGAAGUGGAACGAAUCCAGACCACCAGCUUCAAGUCAGCGUACUAAAGAGUACAGCCUGACUGCUGUCUUUCAGCAGGAGGCAGCUGUAGGGGCGUGUCCCAGCACCCUCUGGGCCGGGAUCGAUUGGCUGGCUGGUGGGCGUGGCCGGUGGCGGGCUGGCUCCUCCCCCUCCCGGCGGCAGCGUGCGCUCCCAGCCGCCCCCCGCCUGCACCCCGCGCUCGCCCGGCCUGCGCGCCCGAGCCCAUGCACCCGGCGCCACGCGUUCCCCCAACGCCAUGUGCGUCCCGCACACCAUGGAGGCGGGCAAGCACAGCACAGGCCAAGGCCAGGGCCAGGGCCAGGGCAGCCGUGGCGGCGUGCCGCUGGAGCCGUUCGUCCACCAGGUGGGCGGCCACACCAGCAUGAUGCGCUAUGAUGACCACACCGUCUGCAAGCCGCUCAUCAGCCGAGAGCAGCGCUUCUAUGAGUCGCUGCCCCCUGAGAUGAAGGAGUUCACCCCAGAAUACAAAGGUGUGGUCCUUGUGUGCUUUGAGGGAGACAUGGACGGCUACAUUAACCUGGUGGCCUACCCGUAUGUGGAGAGCGAGGGCCUGGACCACGAAGAACUGCCUGAGAGGGACCAACCGCGGCGGAAACACUCACGCCGCAGCCUACACCGCUCCAGCAGCGACCACAAGGAGGACCGGCCCGCCCACGAGAGCGACAGCAGCGAGAAUCUGCAGGAGCUGAAGAGCCCACGUCUAGACCUCCAGAUCCACUCAGACGUGCCCUUCCAAAUGCUGGACGGCAACAGCGGCCUGAGCUCGGAAAAGAUCAGCCACAACCCCUGGAGCUUGCGCUGUCACAAGCAGCAGCUCAGCCGUAUGCGUUCAGAGUCUAAAGAAAGGAAGUUCUACAAAUUUCUCCUGCUUGAGAAUGUGGUGCACCACUUCAGCUACCCCUGCAUCCUGGACCUGAAGAUGGGCACGCGGCAGCACGGCGACGACGCGUCCGAGGAGAAGGCCGCUCGCCAGAUGAAGAAGUGUGAGCAGAGCACCUCCGCCACUCUGGGUGUGCGAGUAUGUGGGAUGCAGGUGUACCAGAUGGACACAGGCCAUUACCUUUGCCGCAACAAGUACUACGGCCGCGGCUUGUCCAUCGAGGGCUUCCGCCACGCGCUCUACCAGUUCAUGCACAACGGCGCCCAGCUGCGCAAGGACCUCUUUGAGCCUAUGCUGGGCAAGCUACGCAGCCUCAAGGCCGUCCUGGAGCGCCAGGCCUCGUACCGCUUCUACUCCAGCUCGCUGCUCAUCAUCUAUGAGGGCAAGGAGCCUGAGCCAGCUGAGCCUCCUUCGGAGAAGGAGCCUCUGGCUGGUCAGACUGCCCCGGACCCGUCCCUGCUCAUCCAGGAGCACACCCCUCCUCUUCCGCCACCUCCUGCUCCUCCUCCUCCUCCGCCUUCGGACCCUCAUAGUCGCCCUCCACCCAGUGUGGACGUGCGAAUGAUAGACUUCGCCCACAGCACCUUCAAAGGCUUCCGCGAUGACCAAACGGUGCAUGACGGACCCGACCGAGGCUACGUUUUCGGACUGGAGAGCCUCAUCAACAUCUUGGAAGCGAUACAGGAGGACAACCAGUAGCUGAAGCCUUCCCCUCACCCAGUCAUCUCCACCCACUCAGCCAUACACCCCCACCUCCUUCCUCCCUCUCAUUCUCAAUAUUACUGUAUUCUUGAUAUGAACACAGAAAACAGUAGUGACAUUUUUCUGUGAGAGAAUGGCACAUUGGUACACGCAGGAGCCAGAGAGAGGAGCAGCCUUCCUUUCUUUUGGCUACUGGCAGUCAAACCUUGAGGGUUCUUUUUUUCAAGCUUCAGGGGGAGAAAUGGAGGUGACCUGUACAAGGGUCUUUACUCGGCCCCCACCUUCAGGACAGAAAUGGCAGGAAACGGCCCCCUCGAAACAAGAGAGGGGUGUGCUUUUUUGUGUGUCCUGUGGAUUCGUCGCCACCAUGUGGCCAACCGAAGAAUUGCAGUCAAGAUAGGAUUUUUAAGCAGGCAGCCACAGCUCAGGGCAAGUCCAGGGUCAGGUCCUCUUUACUGUUUGGGGGUCGGUGCAGGGAAAGCGUCUGUCUGUCUGUCUGUUUUGUAUAUGCGUGAGUAAAUGUAUGUGUGGAGGAUAGAGAUGUGGUGGCUGGGGAGUACAUGUCAACUCCCCACAUCAGUAUUCCUACAGGGGCUCAAAAAAGGGAGCAGAUUUUGCUCAUUUAUUGUUUGCGAAAGCUUUACUGUAAAAUUAAGGGUUGGAGGCUCACCAGGCCCUGCCUGUUCUCCUUGACAAAAAAGACGGUGAAGCCCGCCUUUGGCGUCAGUUACCAUCCACAGCCUUGCUGUGUGAUAAUCCAGUUUGAGGUCACAUGCUUUUUAAUUUUAAUUAUUUUUUUUUUCUUUUCUUUUUUAAUGUUGCUAUUUCUGCUGCCAUCUAAUCCACUUCAGUUAGAGUCAGCGUUGCAUUUUAGCGUUUUUCUCUUUGAUUUUGUUUCCUUGUUUUUGUAUUAAAGUCUUUUUCUGGUUUAUGGUAAGGCAAGACAGUCCUAGGCGUGUCUUUUGGGGCAGCACACGUAUAUCCGUAGACCUUGUCACCUAUGUUGUUUAAAAGCCCCUUUCUGUCAAAUAUGGUUAUGCUGAAAGUAAACCAUCCUAUCUUUUGCACUGUAGAUUGUGUUCUCAACACAUCAUCCUAAAGCAUGGUUCUUUGAGUUUCUUUACCUGCAUUUUUUCCCCCCAGGGCUUCAUUUUUAUUUUUAACUUUUCAUAAAUUAUUCACACCGACUCACAGUGAACCUUUGUCCACCAUCAGCACAUGUAGCAAUGCGAUUCAGAGGAGAAAAAAAAACACAUACGAAGAAACAUUAACGUCACCUUUCCUCAGCCAUUUAGCUCGUCGUGUCCCCUUGCCGUCACUGUGGGUGGAGAAUUGUCUCCUCGUAGUUAAACGUGGUUAGGGUGUUCUCUGUGUAGGUGGAACAAUUGCACUGUAGCCAUUGCCCUUUUUUAAGACAAGUGGAUUUAUUUUCCCCCCCUUUUCCCUCUCUGGCACAUCACAGGCCCCAUUGGGUCAUAUUUUUUGUAAUAAAAAUGCAGUUACAUGCAUAUUGUAUUGAUAUUACCAGUGGAGUAUUGUUAUUAGAUUAUGACACCCCCACUACCAUGAAGGUACUGCUUCUAUUAUUAUAGAUAUUGUUCUUGUUUUUUCUCUUAUGUCAGGGACGGCCAUUAUGUGUCUAGAUUAGAUGGGGUCUUUCCAAAAAAGGAGCUUCAUAGAAGUCGUGUCAUCAUUCUGCACUGCUAAAGCAAACAAGUGUUGUAAACCCUCUGCUUUUUGCUGUACUGACGUUUUUACUCCCAGUAUCACCGGAUCCUGUGAUUUAUGAGGUCAGUAAGGAGUCAAAAUAUGAAUAUUGCUAUGCGCAAGUUAACAGUAAUAAGACAAUCACACCAAAAUACCCAAAACACAAGCUUUGCCAAAUGUGGUAGUUCGGUUGAUUUUGGUAGUGGCGGUCUAUGGAUGUGCGUGUCCAAGGAAUUUUGAAAUUUAAGCCUCUGCAUGGGUCAGUGUAAUCAGCGAGGGAUUGGUUAACCACGUAGAAGAGGGAAAAGGGACUUCUGGUUAAAUUAAUGCCAUGCUGUAUGCAUAGUGUUGCCCAUAAUUCACAGUCAAAAACAUUUACAAGGGUGAGCCACGCAGGGCUUACCCUGCCUUCUCAAUCACGUCCUUAACAACGUAUCCCUAGCAGCUCGCUCACGCUGAGGCACUCAUGUUUCACAGUAACACAGCAAAGUGUAAUAUAAUACACUUACUUGCUCUCAAAUUGGUCGUCUUACUGAAUUUAUAGUUUUUCUCUUGUCUUGCAUAACACACAUGUAGCCAUAUAGUGAGAUCAGUAUUUGAGUAUUGGCUCUUGACUGGUUAACCGUGUACUUGUGGAAGUGUGUACAUCUCAAGUGAGUAGCUGACGUUGUUAUAUAGGCCUAAUUGUGUUGAAGUUUAAUACUAAACAUACUUUUCAUGCAAUGUCAUUUCAGCGCAGCAGUACUUCACUAAGUGACCUCGUAAUUCUGAGAAUCCGGUGACGAUUGGGGAAAAAUGUACACAGGACAAAAACAGUGGCUUUGUGGCACCUUGUUUAGUGUAGAGUGGGAUACCUGCGAUAUUUUUGUUUUUUUUUUGAGUGUUGUUUUUAUAGAGAAAAGCGGUUUAUUACCGAUGACGUCAGAGAUGUUCUGGUGAAUGAACAUUGUAGAUGUGAGCUCUCUGCAGUGUGUCUCUCGGCUCCACCAAAGACAAACAGAGCCUUUAGGAGUUUGUUUGCACCCCCCCACCCCCACCCCGGGGAUAAGAUCUCUGAGGAAAGAGAACUAAUUCAAAUUUAAGAGAAAGAAAAUGAAUUCCAAGCAUAAAUGCCAUUGGUGUGACAUGCUCACAUCCUCACAUAAUAAAGUAAAUGACCAUGUAAAGUACGUUUUACAGCGUAUAUUCUUACUAUUAUUAAUUUAUUGAAAAAGCGAGACUGCAUUGACGAAACGAUCGAAGUAGGAUCUAAUCUAAAUGUAGGAUGUCUUUAAAAAAAUCCCUCCUCUUUGCGCCGUGUGUUUCAUCUUCUCCCCACUUUAAAAUGUUUGAAGGAAUAGUUCAGUCAGGCUAAUGGGUGGCUGCUAGCUUCUGUUUACUCUUGGCCACGUUAGCAUGUUUGUGCAGUUUCUUUAAGGUUAAUGUCCGGCAGUGUAUAAGUGCUAAUCAGGAUGCAAAACUGAUUCUAGAUCAGCACUGGUAGCUCUGGGACUUGAUUACUGUACUGUUUAAUGAUGAUACUGGUCUGAUUUAGCAUAAAAAAUCUGUUCUGUGCCAGAGCAGGAGAAAGCAAACUAGCAAAAAGGGAAUUUUGCCGUCUGUUGUGUUUGUCACAGGGAUCGCGAUGAAGUCCACACUGCCUCCUCUGUGGCUCAUGUUCUUGGUCUUUCCAUAGAUGUGAGGUAGAACCUGUAGAGAAAAAUCUAUUACCCAAAAAAUUAUUCUUUUUUUUUUUUUCCCCCCCUUUUGUUGUUGUUGCAUGGAUGGAUAUUUUUUUAAGACAAAUAUAAGACAUAUUUGAAUGUGAGUUAUAAAACAUUUAUUUAA
Pygocentrus nattereri (red-bellied piranha) is the source of this 6076-nucleotide messenger RNA. It is a transcript of the gene ip6k1, whose product is annotated as inositol hexakisphosphate kinase 1. Lineage: Eukaryota; Metazoa; Chordata; Actinopteri; Characiformes; Serrasalmidae. The record is from RefSeq and is a predicted model, not a curated record. Gene Ontology annotation, cellular component: nucleus; cytoplasm. Gene Ontology annotation, biological process: inositol phosphate biosynthetic process; phosphatidylinositol phosphate biosynthetic process. Bases 1196 to 2539 code for a protein of 447 amino acids. The transcript is spliced from 6 exons. Gene Ontology annotation, molecular function: inositol hexakisphosphate kinase activity.